AUGACAAGACCAAAAAAAGAUCGUAUUAACAAAGAUCAUUCGAAAAUUGCUAACUCUAGUACUAGAACUAGAAAAUUGAUCGAAUGUAAAUGUACACUACAUUGCCAUGGUAGUAAAUUUGUAGAUCCUAGAACAUUUGAGAACCAUCAGCAAGAAAUGGAGCAUUUUCGUAAUAUUGCUUAUAGAAAUCGUAAUUCUUUUCGAUCAACAAGUACCAAGAAUAACCCGAUUGAUAUAGGAUCAACAUCAAUCUCAAAAGGAAAAGAAAAAGUUAAUCCAGCUGAACAAGAUUAUAAUUCAUCAUGUAAUUCUUCUAAUGAUGAUGAUGAUGAACCGAUUUCAGUUUAUCAGGAGCCAAUUGAUGUACCAAGAAAACGAAAACGAUAUGCUAAGUUUUUCGAUGCAGAUGGAACAGUUUCUGAUCAUGAUGAGUCAGAAACUGUUUUGAUUUCUUCAGAUGAUGAAGAAGGCUUUGAGAUACCGGUUAAUGAUGAAGAAUCUUCUACGGAAGAAGAUGAUCAUAAUUUGAAUGAGGAAGAUAUUUCGGUUGAGCAAUUUACUGCUCCCGAUUUUGAUGAAUUUGAGGUUAAAUCAAAUGAUGGAUAUCCUGAUAGGAACAUUAACUUUGAUGAUUUGUAG
Molecule: messenger RNA, 639 nt
Organism: Funneliformis caledonium
Lineage: Eukaryota; Fungi; Glomeromycota; Glomeromycetes; Glomerales; Glomeraceae
Source: the annotation of a GenBank genome assembly